CCAUCGACACGUCCUCUGGCAGCAACCCACCCACCAUAACACAACCACAUCGAGCCCUCUCGCCACACGCAACUCGACGCGCCAAGAUCAUCAGCAGCAACUAACGCCAACUCCCCGGACCUCUCCAUUCUAACAAGCGAACAUCAUCAUGACAAGCUACGGCGAGGCGCGUUUGAUGGAUUCCCCUCGGGCCAACCUCGUGGAUGACUUGACCACGACCUCAGGGCUCAUCCUUGCCUACGGGAUCAUCGUGAUCAUCGGCGGGACGGUAGACCUGACCGCUGCCUCCGCCAAGGGCGUCGACUGGAGUGGCAGUGACGGGGUCUUCCCGCCCAUCGCGAUUCUGCUCGCGCAGCUGACGGUCACCCUGUUCGGUCUGGUAUCCAUGUUCCUUGGAUUCCAGUAUGUCGCGAGUCGGUGGGGAAGCAAGGUCACUUCCCUCUUCGGCCUUGGCAUCACCCUCGCCGCCUGGUUCCCCUUCCUCACUACGGUCGCCUUGAUCGCCUUCCAAGCCGACCACGGGAACGUCGGGGGCGGGGCCGGGCCUCUGCAAAUCUUGCACCCGACUAUCUCCGUCAGCCAGGGAGAGAUUAACUCGAUCGCUCUCAUGGGCAUCCUCGGAUUCUGGGGCUACGCGGGCACUGUCAUCGGUGCCCUGACAUUCCUUCAAUGGAAGAUGUACCGGUUCUUCCAAGGAGGCGCGUCGACCUACUCCGCCACGUACUACCGCAGCCGUCUCGGGUACUACGGGUUCCUGUCCCUCAUGGUCGGCGCCCUCCAGGUCGCUCUCGGCUCCUUCGUUGAGGGUAUGUUCGGAUGGGGCCAGCUCCCUUCGCCCGUGGUGUCCGGCCCCUUCUUCAUCUUGUGGCCCGAGCUCAGCAUCACUGUCGGAGUCUGCCAGGUCCUGUUUGGGUUCUACAUUCUGUACCGCUCCACCACUCCCGGAGUCGGCCCCUCCACCGGAAACAAGGACGCUGGUAUGUUCAAGUUCCAAGUCGUGGCCUGGAGUGUGUUCCUCAUCAGCAUGGGCGCCCAGGUGCUCGGCCAGGUUUCUCUGGCCGCGAGCGCUAUGCCGGCGCUCUUCAUCAGGAAUGUCAUCGGCUUCGCCUUGUUCCCCAUCUACCUCGACGUGCUGUCGCACACGACGCCCGAGAACGUCACGCCAGACAUGUUCAGCAUGUCCAAGACCGUCGGAUCAGGCAUCUAAGAAGACUCGCACCUAACCCCCGGAACUUCUCCCCGAAGCUCCCUGACCGUUCGGGUGUUGCCUGGAAACAAGACGGCCAGAUGAACGCAACCCAGGCGGCCGGUUGCCAUAGGCGU
Molecule: messenger RNA, 1323 nt
Organism: Ectocarpus siliculosus
Lineage: Eukaryota; Phaeophyceae; Ectocarpales; Ectocarpaceae
Source: the annotation of a GenBank genome assembly